Molecule: messenger RNA, 3731 nt
Organism: Motacilla alba alba
Lineage: Eukaryota; Metazoa; Chordata; Aves; Passeriformes; Motacillidae
Gene: MAP7D1
Product: MAP7 domain containing 1
Exons: 18
Coding region: 413-3211 (932 amino acids)
Biological process (GO): microtubule cytoskeleton organization
Cellular component (GO): microtubule cytoskeleton
Source: RefSeq, a predicted model, not a curated record
GGCUGGGGCAGCCGGUGCUGGCUGUGCAUCGCGGUGCUGCUCGGGGCGGGGCGUUUGCUGCGGGGCCAGCGCUUCGCGCGUGACCGGAGCAUCGUAAAAUGCGUGUGCGAGCCCCAAAAUCUGCGAGAGCGGGGGCUGGAGGCGGGCGAGCGGCCGAGCAAAGCUGGGGGAUGCUGAGCGCCGCGGGGACAGGCCCGAGGCGGGGGUGACGGGAGCGGGAUCCCAGCCGCGGCUGCGGGAGGAGCGGCGCCGGCUCGGGGCUGCGGGGCCGCGUCUGGAGCCGGGGCGAGGCGGAGCAUCCCCCGGCCGCUCCCCCCGGCCGGGGCCGCGGGGCCGGGGCGGGGAGCGCCGAGCGUCCUCCCCCGCGGGCCGGGGGGAGCGGGGCUGGGCCAGCCCCUGCGCCUGCCGCGCCAUGGAGCGGAGCUGCGCCGGGCGGGAGCCGCAGCCCCGGCCCCAGCCCCAGCCCCUCGGGAAGCCACCAUCCCCGAUGGGAGACAGCAUCCCCCCGCCCUCCGUGCCACCCCCAACACCUGGGGGUGCCCUGCAGGGAGAGCGCAGCCUCCCCCAGCAUGACCGGCCCGGCCCUCCAGAUGUCAUCCCCUCAGAAAAGCCCGUCCCACCCGUCCCUGCAGCCAUCACCCCCUCUGAGAAGAUCGUCUCGCCCGUCCCUGCAGCCGUGCCCCCCUCCCAGCAGCCCGUCUGCCCCCCGGCCGUGAUGCCCCCCUCUGAGAGCAGCCCCCCACAGCGUGACCGAGCCGGCCCUGCAGCCGUGGCACUGCCAGGACAGCCCGUGUCCCCCAGCCCCGCGACUGUGGUCCCCUCAGCACAGAGUGUUCCCCCGCGGGGUGACCAGUCCCCCUCCAGACCCCCCAAGCCGCCUGGGAUGGAGCACCCCAAAGAAGAGGCACUGCCCCACGCCACUGGCCAGCCUGUCCCCGUCCACGCUGCCGCCCCUUGCUCCACGGAGACGCUGCCCCUUGGGAGCCAGCCCCCAGCCCCAGCUGCCACCGAAGGGGCCCCUCCUGAUGCCAAGAGCUCCCUGGGUGCCACAGCCGGGCCCUCAAAGGACGUGAGCCCCCGGAGCAGCCGCCCCUCGCCGUCUCCUGCCGCCAGCCCCCGGCCCAAGCAAGAUGCCCAGAAAGCCCAGGCAAGGCACAAGCAGGCGAAGGAGCGGCGCGAGGAACGGGCCAAGUACCUGGCUGCCAAGCGGGUGCUGUGGCUGGAGAAGGAGGAGAAGGCCCGGCUGCUGCGGGAGAAGCAGCUGGAGGAGCGGCGCAAGCGGCUGGAGGAGCAGCGGCUGAGGGCGGAGAAGCGCCGGGCGGUCCUGGAGGAGCGGCAGAGGCAGAAGCUGGAGAAGAAUAAGGAGCGCUAUGAGGCAGCAAUCCAGCGGUCGGUCAAGAAGACGUGGGCAGAGAUCCGGCAGCAGCGGUGGUCCUGGGCUGGGGCCCUGCACCACGGCUCCCCCGCGCACAAGGACGGUGCGAGCCGGUGCUCGGUGUCCGCUGUAAACCUCCCCAAACACGUCGACUCUAUAAUCAACAAGCGGCUCUCCAAAUCCUCCGCCACCCUCUGGAACUCUCCCAGUAGAAACCGGAGCUUGCAGCUGAGCCCGUGGGAGAGCAGCAUCGUGGACCGGCUGAUGACGCCCACCCUGUCCUUCCUCGCGCGCAGCCGGAGUGCCGUGACGCUGGCCGGGAACGGCAAGGAGCAGGUGCCCGUGUGCCCCCGCUCAGCCUCCGCCAGCCCCCUCAGCCCCUGCCACAACCACCGCCUGCCGCACCGCUGCUGGGAGCGCCGGAAGGCGGCCGCCGCCAGCCCUGAUGUGACGCCGCGCCGCAGGACCGAGCCCUCGCCCAAGAAGAAGGAGAAGAAGGAGAAGGAUCGGGAGAAUGCCAAGGAGCGCAGCGCCCUGUCCCGUGAGCGCAGCCUCAGGAAGCGGCAGUCACUGCCGGCAGCACAGCCCCGGCUCCUGCCUGCGGCUGACAGCAGCCCCGGCCCCAAGAACCGUCCCUCAUCCCCUGCCGCCCCCAAGAACCGUCCCUCAUCCCCUGCCACCCCCAAGAACCGUCCCUCAUCCCCUGCCACCCCCAAGAACCGUCCCUCAUCCCCUGCCACCCCCAAGGCCCGCCCGGCGUCCCCCAGCCCGGCCCUCAGCUCUCCCCACAAGCCGCCCCUGCCUCGAAGCGCCCAUUCCUCCCCCAAGGUGCGGGCCAGGGCUCGGGAGGAGCGGGGGGAGCAGGAGGGCCAGGUGAAGGCACGGGAGAAGAAGGAGGAGGAGAGGGGUCCGGCACCCCCAGCCCUUCCCGAGCCCCCCAAGGUGCCGGCAGAGCCGACAGCAGGCCCCGCAGUCCCUGCAGCCCCUGGCCCAGUGCCGGCCAGCCCCCCAGCCAGACCCCCCGCCGGCACCACGGACCGGGAGGAGGCUGCCCGGCUGCUGGCGGAGAAGCGACGCCAGGCCCGGGAGCAGCGGGAGCGGGAGGAGCGGGAGCGCCGGGAGCAGGAGGAGCAGGAGAGGCGGCUGCAGGAGGAGCGGGCGCAGCGGGCGGCCGAGGAGCAGAGCCGGAGGGAGGCCCUGGCACGGCAGCGCGAGGAGGAGCGGCGGCUGCAGGAGGAGAGAGAGGCCCAGGAGAGAGCCCGGGCUGAGCGAGAGGAGGUGGAGCGGCUGCAGAGACAGAAGGAAGAGGCCGAGGCGAGGGCGCGCGAAGAGGCCGAGCGGCAGCGCCUGGAGCGGGAGAAGCACUUCCAGCGUGAGGAGCAGGAGCGGCUGGAGAGGAAGAAGCGCCUGGAGGAGAUCAUGAAGAGGACGCGCAAGUCAGACGCAGCAGACGCCAAGAAGAAGGACGACAAGAAGGUGGUGAACGGGAAGGCAGCCGAGCAGGAAGAUGUCCCAGGCCGCGAGAAGCACCUGGGGCCAAUCCCGAAGGCAGAGGAGCUCCCAGAGACGGAGACCCCGAGCGCAGGGACGCCGGGGGGAACGAAGGGCUUGGUGGGCGAGGGGCUGCAGCCAAGCUCCAAGGAGGCGGCAGCCCUGGUGAACGGCGUGCAGCCCGGCAAGCACGAGAACGGCUUCUCGGGCACCGAGGGCUCCAAGGAGCUGCGGGAUCUCUCCCACCACGGUGGCAGCCCCGGCAGCAUCAUCCCCUUCGGCGACAAGGAGCCCUUCCUCAAGCAGGCCGUGGUGAAGCCCCCGCAGGUGACAGAGGUGCUGUGAGGGCCUGGCCGAUGUCCCCAGGGGCCAGUGCCCGCGCCCUGACCCCGGCGGCCCACGCAGACCCGUAGCUGUCGUCACAACACGACCCUCGCUGCUCCUCCCGGGCGCCCGGGGGCUGCAGGGCCCCGGCGAGGACGCCUGGCUCCUCUCUUUGUUCUCGUUUUUAUUUCGUUUUGUUGGUUUUUUUUUUUAUUUUAAAUAUGCACCUUAUCAGACUGACAGCCCACCCUCGCAGCCCGCCGGAGCCGCCCCAGACGUGUGGUGUAAUGAUGUAGUUAUUUAACUCGCUGGGUACAACGUCUGUGAAUACUGUAAAUAGAGCCGGCCGGGCGUGGGGAUGCUCUGGGGGGCUCGGGGGCUCGGGACGACCGUGUCACAGCUCCUGUCCCCACGUUCCCCCGCAUGUCCGUGUGUCCAGUGUCCCCAGGCCUGGCCGGCACCACGCUGCUCUGUGCCCUUGUGACAGUGUUAUGCAUCCAGACAACCUUUGACAACAAUUAAAAGUGGACAAUGCCCUCGG